AUGUGGGAAGCUGGCAUUCGCAUGGAAACAAACUAUCGGGCGUGCUCUUUUCCAAUCACACCUGACCGGAUCACGAAUCUGUGGCAAACAGGGAAGGUCUCGAAGGACACCGCAACCCAAGAAUAUAUGCGAGCAAAAAAGCAUGUGAAGGCCUACUUGGACAACGUGGAGUUCCAUUCCAGAUUUGAAACCAACUUUGCCUUGGCAAGCCUUGGUGCCAUUGCGUUCGCGCGCUCACCGCAUCAAGUGGCGCCCACUGUGCCCUGGCGGCGUUCAAGUUUUCUUAGGAUCCAGAAACUCAUGGAGAUCAGCUUGAAAGUUUCGCGUGUUGCUGGCGCUGGCUUCGGCAUGGUGUGCUCUGGCAGUGACGUGGGUCAAGAGCCCAGGAGUUGCGAACACACCUGCGCCGCGCGCGAUGGAUGCAGUGAGGAGAAUUGGCCCCAAAGCGAGGAGGAGUUCAAGGAUAUCGCGAAGUUAGCAGGCCAGGAGUGCUCGACAGUCCAGGAGGGAGGUGCGAAGUACGACCCCAGCACCGACGGUCGGCACUGCGGUUGGAGCGGCCCUGAGGGACAGCGCUGCGCCGAAGCUGGUGAUAGUGGAACUUACCGCUUUUGCCCAUGCAACUCUGAUCGGGAGCUUUGA
Molecule: messenger RNA, 642 nt
Organism: Cladocopium goreaui
Lineage: Eukaryota; Dinophyceae; Suessiales; Symbiodiniaceae
Source: the annotation of a GenBank genome assembly